GCGCUCCGCUGCUGCCAUGGCAACGGGCGCGGCCUAGUGGGGCCUGGAGCCUCCCAGAGUCUGCAGGGUUCGGCCAUGGCGGGCAGCGAGCGGUGCCGCCGGGCCCGGGCGACAUGGGAGGUGUCCGAGUCAGAACCGGAGCCCGAGCCCCACGGCUCCAGUGCGGCUCCGGAAGUCUCUCCUCCGGCGGCAGCCGCCGUACGGCCGAAGCGGCGGAGGGCGGCCGGGGAGGCCGAGGCCCGGAGGCGGGAGCGGCAGCGGCGGAAGGAGCGGGAGGCGCUGGAGAAGCGGGAGGCGGCAGCGGCUUGGCGGCUGCUGAGGCCCGAGCGCUGCCUGCGGCUCCUGGAGGUUUCCUUGAAGAUCCCGGCUCAGAUAUUUGGAUCAAGGCUUUGAGUUCCCUGGACUGUAAACAUUCCUUUAAGCCUCAGGCAAUUCCCUGCAGCAUAACCUGGAGGAGAAAUAUGCCAACCAUUCCAUCUUCCCCAGAUGACUGCAUGGUGAAAACUGAAGAGGAAAAGGAGGUGUUGGUGUUGUUGGAGCCAGCAGAUUUUCUAAAGCGCCUCUAUUCCCUAACCCAGACUUUUGUUGAUGCCUCGUCAGGGAGUCAGCCUGACCUGAACCAAGUGUUACCUUUGGCCAGCCUGGAGGGCUCUUCCACUAAAACCUACAGCCUGGCUGUCGUGGGGCUGGAUGCCUACAGGUGUAACCAGGAGCAGAAUGGGUGGCAGGCACUGAGCCCUGGAAAGCAGAGUUCCAAAUGCCAGCCUGGCCCAGAGCUGUUCAUGACUCAGCAGGAAAUACUGGAGGCGCAGGUGGUGCUCCAGCUGUGGGGUAACAUUGAUGUACAGCUCCUAGACACGUGGCAGGAAUUUGGUGAGCACAUCUCUGUGCUGACUAAGGCAAUAGCAAGGCGCCCAUACAAGAGUCAGCUGGAGAUGCAGGAGUUGUCUUUCUGCACUGCUGGGGUCUCGGGCAAGGGGUUGCGAGUAGAGAAGGAUGGCACAGGGCUAUGGCAGGUGUGGAAGAGCCAAAUCCAGCAGUUUAACAGAGUCAGCCCUGCAACAGCAGCAGCAAUAGCAGAAGCAUAUCCUUCCCCUGGCCUCCUGGUACAGGCCUAUGAAGAGUGCAGCACAGAAGGUGAGAGGCUGCUGCUGCUGAGUAACAUCCCUGUGAAAUCAGACAUCAGUGGGAAGGAGCACCGUGUUGGGCCAGACUUGUCCCGCCGCAUCUAUCUCUUCAUGGUUUCCACCAACCCUGACCUCAUCCUGGACCUGACUGUAUAGUGGGACCAGGGACCACCUCAGUCAGCCUCAGCAUUUUCUGCUAAACUCAACAGUUGCUGAGCUGCUUCUGGCAUGGCAGUGCUGCUGGGAGCCCAGCCUGUGGAAGCAGCUGGUUCUGUUUCAGAAUAGACUCGCACAUCAAUAAAUCUCUUGUUAUAGAUGCUUUCUUCAGCCUCUUGGCUCUCCUUUGCUCUUUUAGCAGCUUUAUAUCCCUCUGGCUGUCUCCCUGAAGCAUUAAGGCAUGUUUGGAGCAGGAGCUCCAAGUCUUAGUAGCUUGGUUCCUCUGCUGACAUAACCGUGGUAAGUGUGCUGCCUGUCAGCUGUGUUACUGAAUGAGAUAAAUACUUUGUGCAACGUCCUGACUUUUAGUGUCCUGCUGCCUGCUCACUCUUUGGUCCUGCUACUGUCAGUCCUGCUUGUGAUUUCUUCAGGAUUGUGGGUCCUGCUGGACUUGGACCAACUUGCAAUGCAUGAAUCUGAGGCUGAAAGUGCAAAACUUCAAGAACAGCCUACUUUUCUGUGCUUUUCCAGGCAUGUGCUAAUGGACAUCCUGAGUCAGGAUAGUAAAUAUACUUUUGAUCUGCUCCAGUUCAGCUUCCCACUUCCAAGCUCCAAGUUACAGAACAAUAUAUGAAGGACUCAGUAUAACAACGUUGUGAGCUCUACCAGGAGAACAGAAGGAGCCAUGAUGGAGAAAAACGUUCAUCAACUGUCAAAGCCAGCUGGCCAGAGAGAAACCACAGCCUGGGGUACAGGGAGCUCAAGGCAGGAGAGGCUGUUGGCUAAGCUCCCAACAUAAGGACACACAUGAUAAGCUGCAGAAACUCCAUGUGAAAUGAUGGGCUAAAAUGGGAUUCUUCUGCCAAAGCAAAUGUUGAGCUUCUUAUUUGGAAAUAGUUGCAAUGGGGACAGUAGGGAUCAGGAGCUCUAAACUCUGAGGAUUUGGUAUUGCUAAUUGUGGCAUUUCACAGUGACACAGAAACCCCUUGAGCUUCUUCUCAUUAAAUACAACUUGCAAGCUCCAAGUGACACCAACCAGUGCUGUGAAGGUGGGAGGGCACCCUCAGAAUAAAGCUCCUCCUUGCCAGUGAUUCUCCUGCUUCCAUCUGCUAAUGCUUGAAUUAGUUCCUGGGAGGAGAAAUCCAGCAGGGCUGUUUUUUCUGGCGGGAGCACUGCUACAGAUGGGUUGACAGAGAGCCUGUCCUGUUUAAUUAAGGUUCUCAUUCAGAGCCAUAAACAGAGAGGCAAGAGCCAUCUUUGCUUGAAGAUUCACAACGUGAGAAGGAAAGAAACAGUCAUGGGGAGCAAAAAGCUUCGCAUGAAGCCUUUGCAGGUCUGUAAUGACCGGGAGAAAAGACAGCAGGUGGCUGCCUGCGUUCCCAGUUGCAAUGCUAGGAGGGAGCCUGUGAAGAGCACAAGCUGAAAGGCAUUUCCCAUCUCAUCUAUUUCAACACCCCCCAGUUUGCAAUAACCUUUGCACUUGGCUGAUGGCACCAGCUUAAAUCAUCUGUAAAUGCAGCACUCACCGGAAGAGAGUUUAAAGGCUGCAGAAAAACAUCCUGAAAAGCAGUGCUGUGUUCAUCUAAGGACUCAAUUAUGCUGGCAUGCAGAACUGCAGGACAGACCGACUGCAGGGGAUUGCAACAGGGGGCUGUGCUCCUCCCUCCCCUGGCUGUGCCUGCCCACUUGGUCUCCUAGCAGCUCCUUCAGCACUGAGGGGCAGAAAGAGGGGAAGCUGAACUGCCAAAUGUGGCCAUUUCAAGGGCUUCCAGCUGCAUCAGCGCUGGGCUGAGUCCUGUGAGCCAGCCUGUCCUGACAGCACAGUGGAACCUGGCAAGAAGAACCACUCAUCCCUCGAUCCCUCAGCACAAUUUGAGCCCAGCCAGUGCUUGUGGCCUAAUCCACAAGGAGCAGCUAAGGUGCUUUUUCUUCCUCUUUCCUGUCUGAAAUAUUAGGGCAGCUCAAAUGUGAGAAAGCAGGAAGGCUGUCCUGCGUGCCUUUUGCUGGCAGUGGUGCCAGGCCACUGCUGGAUUAUUCACUGUUCCAGGCUCCAGUCCAGCACUGCUUCUCAGCACAUACAAGAAGGGACCAGCUGCAGGCAGCACACAAGUCUCAGUUAGUGGCUGUCCUGCACACAAACUGCUCUGACUUUCUGUCUCUGGGGUGGGUAUUUAGGGCUGUUUGAAUGCAAAUUGUCAGAACACACACAUUAAUAAAACACCACAGUCUUUCCUUCCUGUUUGCAGCCACAAGCAUCAGCAUGGCGCUGCUGGAGCUCCAUCCAGGCCUGGCUCCGAUGUUCCAGUGCGCAGCAC
Lagopus muta (rock ptarmigan) is the source of this 3598-nucleotide messenger RNA. RefSeq names its product essential meiotic structure-specific endonuclease subunit 2 (gene EME2). NCBI's taxonomy places the organism in Eukaryota, Metazoa, Chordata, Aves, Galliformes, Phasianidae. The transcript is spliced from 8 exons. The record is from RefSeq and is a predicted model, not a curated record. Bases 114 to 1283 code for a protein of 389 amino acids. Gene Ontology annotation, biological process: mitotic intra-S DNA damage checkpoint signaling; resolution of meiotic recombination intermediates; double-strand break repair. Gene Ontology annotation, molecular function: DNA binding; nuclease activity. Gene Ontology annotation, cellular component: Holliday junction resolvase complex; nucleus.